This is a messenger RNA of Knipowitschia caucasica, 3249 nucleotides long. NCBI's taxonomy places the organism in Eukaryota, Metazoa, Chordata, Actinopteri, Gobiiformes, Gobiidae. The record is from the annotation of a GenBank genome assembly.
AUGAAGAGAGGACCCUACAGUCAGUGGAGGAGUCACUUCACACCGGCCUGGACUCACAAAGACUACAUUUAUGGUGGCAGUGACUGGAGAAGCCUGGAAGAGGAAGCCUACCAUACUAUCUCUCCUUUUGGGAAGCGUGUGAGACAACGCCGCCGUUCGCCCGAUGUUGGUGAGAAGGUGAUCGAUGUUGGGGACGGGCUGAGACUCCACAGCGCUCUCCUCCUGAGACAUGGUCUGAGGAGGACCAAGGACACAGGGUCAGACUACACAGGGGUCAGACUACAGCAGGACACAGGGUCAGACUACAGCAGGACACAGGGUCAGACUACACAGGGGCAGACUACAGCAGGACACAGGGUCAGACUACACAGGGUCAGACUACAGCAGGACACAGGGUCAGACUACAGCAGGACACAGGGUCAGACUACAGCAGGACACAGGGUCAGACUACAGCAGGACACAGGGUCAGACUACAGCAGGACACAGGGACAGACUACACAGGGUCAGACUACAGCAGGACACAGAGUCAGACUACAGCAGGACACAGGGUCAGACUACAGCAGGACACAGGGGCAGACUACACAGGGUCAGACUACAGCAGGACACAGGGACAGACUACACAGGGUCAGACUACAGCAGGACACAGGGUCAGACUACACAGGGUCAGACUACAGCAGGACACAGGGUCAGACUACAGCAGGACACAGGGUCAGACUACAGCAGGACACAGGGUCAGACUACACAGGGUCAGACUACAGCAGGACACAGGGUCAGACUACACAGGGUCAGACUACAGCAGGACACAGGGGCAGACUACAGCAGGACACAGGGUCAGACUACAGCAGGACACAGGGUCAGACUACAGCAGGACACAGGGUCAGACUACAGCAGGACACAGGGUCAGACUACACAGGGUCAGACUACAGCAGGACACAGGGUCAGACUACAGCAGGACACAGGGUCAGACUACAGCAGGACACAGGGUCAGACUACAGCAGGACACAGGGUCAGACUACAGCAGGACACAGGGUCAGACUACAGCAGGACACAGGGUCAGACUACAGCAGGACACAGGGUCAGACUACAGCAGGACACAGGGUCAGACUACAGCAGGACACAGGGCACAGGGUCAGACUACAGCAGGACACAGGGUCAGACUACAGCAGGACACAGGGGCAGACUACACAGGGUCAGACUACAGCAGGACACAGGGGCAGACUACAGCAGGACACAGGGUCAGACUACAGCAGGACACAGGGUCAGACUACAGCAGGACACAGGGUCAGACUACAGCAGGACACAGGGGCAGACUACAGCAGGACACAGGGUCAGACUACAGCAGGACACAGGGUCAGACUACACAGGGUCAGACUACAGCAGGACACAGGGUCAGACUACAGCAGGACACAGGGUCAGACUACAGCAGGACACAGGGUCAGACUACAGCAGGACACAGGGGCAGACUACAGCAGGACACAGGGGUCAGACUACAGCAGGACACAGGGGCAGACUACAGCAGGACACAGGGUCAGACUACAGCAGGACACAGGGUCAGACUACAGCAGGACACAGGGUCAGACUACACAGGGUCAGACUACAGCAGGACACAGGGUCAGACUACAGCAGGACACAGGGUCAGACUACAGCAGGACACAGGGUCAGACUACAGCAGGACACAGGGUCAGACUACAGCAGGACACAGGGUCAGACUACAGCAGGACACAGGGUCAGACUACACAGGGUCAGACUACAGCAGGACACAGGGUCAGACUACAGCAGGACACAGGGGCAGACUACAGCAGGACACAGGGGCAGACUACAGCAGGACACAGGGUCAGACUACAGCAGGACACAGGGUCAGACUACAGCAGGACACAGGGUCAGACUACAGCAGGACACAGGGUCAGACUACAGCAGGACACAGGGUCAGACUACAGCAGGACACAGGGGCAGACUACAGCAGGACACAGGGGCAGACUACAGCAGGACACAGGGUCAGACUACACAGGGUCAGACUACAGCAGGACACAGGGUCAGACUACAGCAGGACACAGGGGCAGACUACAGCAGGACACAGGGUCAGACUACAGCAGGACACAGGGUCAGACUACAGCAGGACACAGGGUCAGACUACAGCAGGACACAGGGUCAGACUACACAGGGUCAGACUACAGCAGGACACAGGGGCAGACUACAGCAGGACACAGGGGCAGACUACAGCAGGACACAGGGUCAGACUACAGCAGGACACAGGGUCAGACUACAGCAGGACACAGGGUCAGACUACAGCAGGACACAGGGGCAGACUACAGCAGGACACAGGGUCAGACUACACAGGGUCAGACUACAGCAGGACACAGGGUCAGACUACAGCAGGACACAGGGUCAGACUACAGCAGGACACAGGGCAGACUACAGCAGGACACAGGGUCAGACUACAGCAGGACACAGGGUCAGACUACAGCAGGACACAGGGGCAGACUACAGCAGGACACAGGGUCAGACUACAGCAGGACACAGGGUCAGACUACAGCAGGACACAGGGUCAGACUACACAGGGUCAGACUACAGCAGGACACAGGGGCAGACUACAGCAGGACACAGGGGCAGACUACAGCAGGACACAGGGUCAGACUACACAGGGUCAGACUACAGCAGGACACAGGGUCAGACUACAGCAGGACACAGGGGCAGACUACAGCAGGACACAGGGCAGACUACAGCAGGACACAGGGUCAGACUACAGCAGGACACAGGGUCAGACUACAGCAGGACACAGGGUCAGACUACAGCAGGACACAGGGUCAGACUACACAGGGUCAGACUACAGCAGGACACAGGGGCAGACUACAGCAGGACACAGGGGCAGACUACAGCAGGACACAGGGUCAGACUACAGCAGGACACAGGGUCAGACUACAGCAGGACACAGGGUCAGACUACAGCAGGACACAGGGUCAGACUACACAGGGUCAGAAUACAGCAGGACACAGGGUCAGACUACACAGGGUCAGACUACAGCAGGACACAGGGUCAGACUACACAGGGUCAGACUACAGCAGGACACAGGGUCAGACUACACAGGGUCAGACUACAGCAGGACACAGGGUCAGACUACAGCAGGACACAGGGUCAGACUACACAGGGUCAGACUACAGCAGGACACAGGGUCAGACUACAGCAGGACACAGGGUCAGACUACAGGCUUCACAGACAUACAGAUGGAUGGACCAUAUAGAAUCAGAUUAA